Ostertagia ostertagi is the source of this 717-nucleotide messenger RNA. Lineage: Eukaryota; Metazoa; Nematoda; Chromadorea; Rhabditida; Trichostrongylidae. The record is from the annotation of a GenBank genome assembly.
AUGGCCCAUCUCAUCACACCGGUUGAUAUACCCGGUAUUGUUAAAGACUUUCAAAAAAUCGUGGUUGAUCUGAAGGAAAGUGAAAAGAUCAAUCGUUCCCUGUCAUAUGCUCACCGUGUCGCGGACGUCAUUCAGAGAAGAUGUGGUGAUACAGCGAUGCGCCAUGUUCCUGGUCAAGACUUCGAGGAGCACAAGAAGAGCAGGAAUAGGCAGCUACGUGACUUGGAUAAUGAAAAUCGUCAACUGCGACAGCUCUAUGAAGACUCACAGUGGACCCUUCAUCUAGUUAUGGAAGCACACCGAAGGUUAAUGGAGGCAACAUUCGGGAAAGAUAACGACUUAGCUGCGUCAAGAAGACGGAGUGAGGAGGAGGUGGAAAAUAUCAAACAGGAAUUUUACUUUAAUGCGGCACGGAUGACAAAAGCAGUGCAUGACGUUUUCGAGCAUGAAAAAGCCAUGUCAGGAAAGAUACACAAGAGGAUGGAAGAGCUACGGGUAGAGAAUGAUAUACUCAGGUGUAUUCUGGACAGUGAAGCUGGAGCCGAUAUUCAAAGUAUCUACGAUCGAUUAGAGAACAAAACUCCCAAACAUUCUCCAAGAUGUUCGCAUGACGAUUCGAACGAAUCCCCUUGCGAUCACGAGAAUAGCGUCGAUCGAGACGAGGAAGCCACACCAAGGAAAAAAGUGAGCGUCGUUCUGAAUCCGAACGCAAACUAA